CUUUCCCCACCAAUUCGUUAUUUCCCACCCCACACACACUCCCCUCUCUCUCUCUCAUGUAUUAGCGUUUCGCUUUUUCUCUCCGCCUCGUCCCAACUUUUCUCCCAACCGCCGCCACCGCCACCGCGCUUAAGUCCUAAUAGAAAACCUAUUUUUCAAAGAUCCGUACAACCCCAUCUCACCGAUUGUUUCUUCGAUUUUAAUUGAAUUAUAAGAACUCGAGGUGCCUCUCCACUGUUGCCUGUUAUUGUGUUCAGUACUUGCAAUACUUCUGGUGCAGGAAGAAAAGUUUGUUCAACUUUUUUCUUUCCCAAUUUGGAUGAUAAGUUGCUGCAAUGUUGUUAUGAAGGAAUACAUGCUACUCACGUUCAUGUUCAUUCUCUCCAGUUGCAACUAAUCAGCAAGUUUGUGUUAAAUCUACAAUAAAAUGGAUCGUUCUGAUACUUCUGGAUUUGUUAGCGGGGGUGGGAUGUUCUCUUUAAGAGACAUCUAACCCUAGUUUUGUAGCUAAUCUUCUUGACCCCAGAAGUCAGGUGUACUGUUCAAUAAUAUUGAUAUUAGGUUUGGAAAUCAAUUUGGAUUUUAGUCAUUGCUUCAUGGAGAACAAAUUCCAGAACUUGGGUUUUGCUGCUACUUGUCCAUCAAAUGCAUUCAAAAUUUUGGGUAGUUCGACGCUAGUUGGAGGACCUGUGGCUGAAUAUUGUGCAGAUACUGUCUUACGUCUUGAUUCCCCUGGUUCUUCAGUCAGUUGCACAUCUCAAUCAAAGGGAAUUAAACGAAAAUGGAAUUUUAUAGACGGAACCAUGGGUCAGCAUAUUGGCUCUUCUUUGUCUCUUGGAUUGGGCUGCUCAUCAAGUUCCUCUGACAGUAAGGGGAGCUCAGCAACUGCUUGCACUACAAUGUCUUCAGCCAAAGAAACUGAUGAGGAGUCAUCAAUAGAUCUUGAGUUGGACUUUGCCCUCCAUCUUGGCAAUGAGAAGAUGUCCAGUCCAAAGAAAUCUGCUAAUUCCAAUCUUAAAGGACUAGAAUUGCAGCCCAAAGUUGAUUUGGAGUUGAGUCUUUCUACAGGGCCUUCUGAAUCUGAUGUUACUAUCAUCUAUCCAAGCUCCACUUCUCUUGACUUUGGCAUGGAGAUGCGACAUGCUAUUUAUGGGGCUUCAAGUGUGGAUGAAGGAACAAUAUCAUGUGGUUGGAAAACAGGGAUUGCAUUACUUGCUUCGCAGGACAAAAGCUUCUUCUUCAACCAGGUUCCAAAAACUUCUGAUCCUAUUUCUGUUCUUCCAGACCUUUCAUCAAGUGUGAUAACAGCACCAGUAAGUUCAGUCACCUGUACUUCUGGGAUAACUCAGCGGCAACAGCCACAUCAACGCAGCUCUAAUUCCAAGUUGUGUGAGGUUGAGGGAUGUGGAAAGGGAGCCAGAGGUGCUUCUGGCCGCUGUAUUUCUCAUGGUGGUGGGCGAAGGUGUCAGAAACCAGGCUGCCACAAGGGAGCAGAAGGCCGGACUGUGUACUGCAAGUCCCAUGGAGGUGGUCGGAGGUGUGAGUUCCUUGGUUGCACAAAAAGUGCAGAAGGUCGCACAGAUUUUUGUAUUGCACAUGGUGGCGGUCGACGAUGCAGCAGUGAAGGUUGCACUCGAGCUGCAAGAGGGAAAUCAGGAUUGUGUAUUAGGCAUGGUGGGGGAAAGAGAUGUCAGAAAGAAAAUUGCACAAAAAGUGCUGAAGGCCUAUCUGGCCUUUGCAUUUCCCAUGGAGGCGGUCGUCGAUGCCAAUCAUUGGGAUGUACAAAAGGGGCUCAAGGUAGCACUAUGUUUUGCAAAGCACAUGGUGGUGGUAAACGCUGCACAGCUCCAGGAUGCACCAAGGGUGCUGAAGGGAGCACACCUUUUUGUAAGGGCCAUGGUGGAGGGAAAAGGUGUGCUUUCCAAGGUGGUGGUGUUUGUACGAAGAGUGUUCACGGAGGGACCAACUUCUGUGUUGCACAUGGGGGUGGCAAGAGGUGUGCUGUACCUGAGUGCACAAAGAGUGCAAGAGGGCGAACAGAUUUUUGCGUCCGUCAUGGUGGUGGAAAGAGAUGCAAGAAUGAAGGGUGUGGCAAAAGCGCCCAGGGUAGCACAGAUUUUUGCAAGGCCCAUGGUGGAGGGAAGAGAUGCUCUUGGGGCCAUCCUGGCUCAGAAUAUGGUGUCCAGCCUACUGCUCCUUGUAAUUCAUUUGCAAGGGGUAAGAAGGGUCUCUGUGCACUUCAUAGUGGCCUGGUGCAAGAUAAGAGGGUCCAUGGUGGUGCCACCUUGGGACCCAUCAUCCAGGAGCCCAAAAGUAUUCAGACUGAGAAGAUGAAAGAAGUUAUGAUUGCUGAGGAUAUGAAUGUUGAUAAUUUAGGGUCUAGUAUGGGGGCUUCAUCAAGCAAAUCAACUGAUUUGAAACAUUUUGGAGUUCCAAAUGCCCAUAUCCCUGCUGGGGAAGCAGGCAUGUCAUCAAUGCCAGUCUUUGUACCAGAAGGCAGGGUUCAUGGUGGCAGUUUGAUGGCAAUGCUGGCAGGCGAUUCCAGCGUUGGCUCAAGCAGCAACCUCGUUGUAGCUGGCAAUCCAUCAGACCCCAGAAAAACUUACAUGGUGCCUCAGAGCUGGAUGUAAGAUCUCGUCUUUCCCUUGGUUCAUUUGGCAUCUGGAAUUGGCGGAUAUUCAUAAGAUGCUUCUGCUCUCUUUAUUUGUUUGGUCUAGCGUGUUGGUGUUCUGUACUGGUUCUAAUUCAUUUGUUCAAGUGGUAAGAAAGUAUAAGAGCUUUGACCACCUUUAUGUGAUAAUUUGGAUAAAUUAAGUAGGAGGGAAUUAGAUUGUGUCAGGUCUCUGGUGUUCUUGUAAAUAUUUGCAUAUGUUAAGCAGGUCGUUGUGUAUGCAGGUUAUUACCUGUAAGGUCGGUCAGUUGUCAAACAUUUUGGCAUUAAUAAAUCUUGUGUAUUAUCUUUA
Messenger RNA from Ricinus communis (castor bean), 2963 nucleotides. RefSeq lists its product as uncharacterized. NCBI's taxonomy places the organism in Eukaryota, Viridiplantae, Streptophyta, Magnoliopsida, Malpighiales, Euphorbiaceae. The transcript is spliced from 3 exons. The coding region runs from base 597 to 2630 and encodes 677 amino acids. The record is from RefSeq and is a predicted model, not a curated record.